Messenger RNA from Hydractinia symbiolongicarpus, 2886 nucleotides. RefSeq names its product beta-1-syntrophin-like. The record is from RefSeq and is a predicted model, not a curated record. The transcript is spliced from 5 exons. The coding region runs from base 191 to 1678 and encodes 495 amino acids. Gene Ontology annotation, molecular function: structural molecule activity; protein binding. Lineage: Eukaryota; Metazoa; Cnidaria; Hydrozoa; Anthoathecata; Hydractiniidae. Gene Ontology annotation, cellular component: intracellular anatomical structure; dystrophin-associated glycoprotein complex.
CGCUUUGACACGGGUUGAAGGAAGACUUAAAAGAAAUUAUAUCCAUAGUUUUUUAGCAAGAACUAUUCUGUCGUACUAGAGAAAUUUACCGCUGUUGACAGGUUAUUUUCUUUCCAGGAAUUUUUAAGCAAAGUAUUCUGGGAUGGGGUGUUGGUUGUAAAUUUCCGGCAGAAUCAUUAGAGCGUUCUAAAUGCAACCAAACAAGAUGGCUGCCGGACAAGGCACGAAAAGUGCCGUCAUGGAAGUGUUUCACGAAGGCAAAUGGCAACAGGUUUUGGUUAGUCUGGAAGAUGGUACCCUUAUAUUAAAUGUAGAAGAAAAUUUUGAAGUCAAUGGAACUAUUCCUCCGAGUCCAAAGGAGACGCAAAGGGAGGAUUCAGUUAGUAAUGGUGGUGAAAAUUUUGAGGUUCCAGAACAUGUUGCUAACCAAGUUCGACUAGUCCGAGUAAUUAAACAAGAAGUUGGUGGUUUGGGAAUCAGUAUUAAGGGAGGGAGGGAAAAUAAAAUGCCAAUAUUAAUUUCAAAAAUUUUUAAAGGACUUGCUGCUGAUCAAACUGAAAGUCUCUAUGUUGGGGAUGCUAUUUUAGCAGUCAAUGGAGAAGAUUUACGAAAUGCCACUCAUGAUGAAGCUGUACAGGCUUUAAAAAGAGCUGGAAGGGAGGUUGAAUUAACUGUAAAAUUUUUAAAGGAAGUAACUCCUUAUUUCAGACGAACAACUUCACAAAGUAGUUGGGAGACAGGAAGUCCUGUAUCAAAAGAAGCAAAUGCUACAAAAUUAUGGGUAGAACUAAAACGAAUACCAUUAAAGUUAAGUUAUAUUACAAAGCAUGUUACCAUGCGUGGGAUAGAUCUGGAUGAUCGUAUAUUUGAAAUCUUUUUACCAAACGGUAGAUCUGGAGCGGUACUAAGAGGAAAAGACACUACGUCAACAACACAAUGGUUUAACACUAUUCAUGCAGCAAUCACAAAACUUACUCCACUUGCUCGUGAUGAAGCUAAUGAAAUAUUGGGUGAUCGCCCUGGAAAUAGAGAAGUACGUGUCAUGGGCUGGCUGGCAGAACAAGUCACUAUGCCUGAUUCAAAUCGUCUUGAGUGGAAACCGGUUUAUGCAGCAUUAACUGAUAAAGAUAUUCUUCUUUAUGACAUGGUUCCUUUGUCAUGUGAAGAUUGGGCCCAACCAUAUAUUAGCCAUCCUUUGCUAGCUACUAGGUUAGUUCAUUCCGGUGCUACAGGUAGCAAUGCUUUGCAUGGUGCAGAAUUAACUUUCAGUACAAGAACUGGCACAAGAAAUGGAGUUGAGUGUCACCUCUUUCGUGUUGAACGGCCAAAAGAGUUAGCUACAUGGUCCCAUGCAUUAGUGGAGGGGGCUCACAAUGCUGCAUCACUAAUAAAAGAAAUAAAUUGUGCCGUAACUUGGAAUGGACAAGAUUGCAGAUUGACAUUACAUUGGGAAAAUGGUUUCCUUUUAACUGGUGUUAAUGAUAAUGACAUCAUCUGGAGCUAUCCCUACGAAAAGUUAAGAUGUUCCUCAGAUGAUGCAAAACGCUUGCUCUGGCUAGAUUUUGGAGGCGAGGAUGGAGAACAGGAACUUGACUUGCAUGGUUGUCCAAAACCUGUUGUGUUUGUUCUUCAUACAUUUUUAUCUGGCAAAACAUCGCGUUUGGGAUUGACAUUAUAGAUGACAAAUAAAGGUGUUGCAGUAAAAAUAUUUAAUAUCUAUUUUUUGUUUGUAGAUAGUGUGUGCUACAGUUUAUUAUAAAUAUAGUUUUGUUUUUUGUUGUGGCGAUGUGUUUGUAAAAGCAGUGUCAUGUCAAAUCUGUUUACAACGAUAUUUUUUGUUUCUUAGUAAUGAUAUUACUUGUACAUAAAUAUAAUUGCUCUCGUUUUGCAUCUUGUUUUCCACUUGCAUGCAAUUUCUUAUUUUUUUGUCUUUUUUAUAUAUCUAUAAGGUCGGCUGUAUUUAACUUUUCUAACAAGCACAAUCUAGUUAUUCAUAACUGGAAAAUAUAUAAAAUAUUGUAACAUAUAUGCAUCAAUCUGUAUUUACGUCUAUAUUUAAAAGUAUUUGCACAAAAUAUUUUUCCCCUUAGAUUUUUCAUGCAAGUUUUUCCAUGAAAAAACUUGAUCAAUAAGCUCAAUCUAGGUGAAGUAAUAUUUCUGAAAAUCUUUACUUCACGCCCUAAAAUGCUUCUAGGGUGAGCAUUCUUAAAAUAGAGCACAAUAAUAAGUAGAACUGAGGGGAAAUUUUUUAACUUUGUAGGGAGGUUUUGUUGCAACAAACAAAGUUGUUACAAAAUGAUGAAAAAUCUUUCAAGGCUGUUUGUAAACAAACUUAUGACCGAGAUGAAUAAAUAAUAACAUCCAGAGUCAUUAAGGAAAUUUCAUAGUACUUCACGGUCCCUUUUGAUGAUGAUGUAAAAAGGAGGAAAUGUAAAGAGAAGAGCUAAAUUCUCAAUAUUUUAAGGCUAUUUAAGGAUUCCUUUUGUUUCUUUUAUGGAGUAUCACCCUGGCAACUAGUUCUGUGUAGCUAUUUUUUUUCUGUUUUAUUAGAGCUGUUGAUAGUACCUUUCUCUGUUUGUAUUCUGUUGUCAUAUAAAAGGUUUUUAUUUGUUUUUACGCUACUUUUGCGUUAUGUUUUUAAUGAAUGGUUUUUUAUGCUGUGUAGUUUUUUGUUCAGGUUUUUUUUUCAAAUAUUUUUAAACAUGGCUGCAAUUUUCUUGUCGCUAUAAAUUUCAAGUAGGUGUGAAGUUACUAGGACUCCUCAUUCACCAACAAAACAUUUUCAUUAUUUUCUCGUAUUAUGCGAAGGAAAACGUUAAGUUCACUUUUAUAUAUAUUUAUGUAUUUGAAAUCUUAUUUUUAAUACGAAAUAAGUUAUUUGCUCUA